UCAACAUUCAACGUCAGUCUCGUGCGAUCUUGCUUCGUGUUCGAGUCAUUUGUAGGUUAUAAUAUUUUUUAAAGCAUAUACUUAGACUUUUUUUAUAUUAGUUUAUUUUUACAAAAUGAAAGUAGCUGCUGCAAUAAGUUUAGUAUUUUUAGGAUGUUGUACAAAUGUAAUCUUCCUCGAAUUAUUAGUAAAAGAAGAUCCUGGUAGUGGAAACCUAAUAACAUUUUCACAAUUCCUUCUAAUAUCAUUAGAAGGUUUUAUAUUCACAUCAAAGUUUGGAACUGUAAGACCUCGAAUAGGCAUCAAGGAUUAUAUGAUACUGGUUUUUAUGUUUUUUAUAACAAGUGUUUGCAAUAACUAUGCAUUUGACUUUAAUAUACCGAUGCCUCUCCACAUGAUAUUCAGAGCGGGUUCCUUAAUAGCUAACAUGAUAAUGGGUAUAAUUAUUCUAAAGAAGAAAUACGUAUUCAGCAAAUACCUCUCAGUAUUUAUGAUAACUAUGGGGAUAAUAAUAUGUACAAUAGUAAGCGGCAAUGAAGUUAAAUCAACCCAAAAAAUGGUUAAGGAUGCCAUCCCGCCCACACAAAUGGAAAUUUUAUUUUGGUGGAGUGUUGGAAUCGCAUUAUUGACUGUCGCACUGUUUAUUUCUGCUAGAAUGGGUUUGUACCAAGAAGAAUUAUACGCUAAAUACGGUAAACACCCAUACGAAGCUCUGUAUUAUACUCAUUUACUACCUCUUCCAUUUUUCUUGACGCUAAGUUCAAAUAUAUGGGACCACGCACAACUGGCAUUAAAAUCAGACCCAUUAUUGAUCCCAAUUCUUGGAUUAUCUGCACCAAAGAGUAUUGUAUACCUCAUUGGGAAUGUUUUAACACAAUACAUGUGCAUCAGCUCGGUGUUUGUGCUGACAACAGAAUGCUCAUCAUUGACAGUAACGUUAGUCGUAACACUACGUAAAUUUUUCUCAUUAUUAUUUUCAAUAUUAUACUUCCAAAAUUCAUUUAGCAUUUACCAUUGGAUUGGUACAUCCUUAGUCUUUUUAGGGACUAUUAUCUUUACUGAAGUUGUGCCAAAAAUACAUCAAAGUAUAAGCGGGCCUGAGACGAAAAAGGUGCAAUAAACUUUUUACUGUAGAUAGACCAUAGAAUUAAUAGAAUUUUUUUUUUUUAAAUGAAAUGAUAACAAACUUAGACAAGCAAUAAGUAAUUUUUGACAUUGUGCAAAAAAUGUUAAACAUUUAGUAUUUAUAUUGAGUUAAGCUCUUUUAAUACAACCUUAGAGUAAUCAACUUUAUGAAGAAGCGUUAUCAUUGUCGACCUCUAUGCACGUAUUAUUCAUUUUUAAAACGAAUUAUCUCUUUUGCCACUGCAUAUUCAGUAAACAAUCGAUACUUUUAUUUUAUUUAUUGACUAGCGCACUGCGGGUGCAAUUAUCAACAUAAAAAUAAAAUUUUAAUGAUGUAUUUGUAUAUACUUUUUUUUUAUUUGAAACAAAAGAAGUAGAAAAAAAAAUCAGUAAUAAUUAUUUAUAGAACAGAUUGUAUAUUUACGUCCGUAGGAAAGGAUUAUAACUAUUUUUACCAAACCGUAAUAGAAUAAAUGAAUAAUUGAUUGUAAAUACAUAUAAGUCAAUGUGAGGCAGAUUUAAAAAAAAAAAACAGGUGAUGCUUGUUGAGAGGAUUAUUCAAAUUUUAAUAUUUAAUUCUUAAUUGUAUAUUAUCAAUGCAUAAUAUUGUGAUAGGAUAUCAUUUUAUUAUACUCCUUUGUGGGUGUAUUCAGUGUCUAGUAAAAUUGUGAAGCGACAUGAACGCUAUUUUUAAUUUAAACUAAUAAAACUCAUUUUAAAUAAAUUUUUCUUCGACCAUUGAAA
Messenger RNA from Cotesia glomerata, 1869 nucleotides. It is a transcript of the gene Efr, whose product is annotated as UDP-xylose and UDP-N-acetylglucosamine transporter. NCBI's taxonomy places the organism in Eukaryota, Metazoa, Arthropoda, Insecta, Hymenoptera, Braconidae. The transcript has 5 exons. Gene Ontology annotation, cellular component: Golgi membrane; endoplasmic reticulum membrane. Gene Ontology annotation, biological process: transmembrane transport. Gene Ontology annotation, molecular function: UDP-N-acetylglucosamine transmembrane transporter activity; UDP-xylose transmembrane transporter activity. The record is from RefSeq and is a predicted model, not a curated record. The coding region runs from base 116 to 1120 and encodes 334 amino acids.